AUGGAGAAGACUCCAGAGGAGAUCGUUACAAUUCUUGAUGAGUUAUCUGAAGAUGCUAAUCAGUGGCCCUCUGAGAGUGCUGAAAGAAGAAGAUCAACUGGUUUUCACCAAGUUGAUGCUAAUACAUUUAUGCAGAGAGUCCCAGGUACUCUACCCUCUGAUACUGAAAGAAACCCCAAAGAACCAGUAAAUGAUGUAACCUUGAGAAGUGGGCAAGUGUUGAAAGAAAAGAUGUGGAACUUGAAAAAAAAAGCAGAGCAACUGAAAACUGAUGUUGAUAAGAAGAAGAAAAGCAAGAAGGGAGUUGAGAAAAAGAAUAAGGAAGAGGUUUUGAGAAGGGAGGAACCUGAAGAGAGCAAGCAUAUGCCUGUUUUACCUUUCCUACAAAAGCUAUACAGAGAAAAGCUUGACAAUCAGUUUGAGAAAUUUCUGGAUAUGCUGAAACAAGUUCAUGUGAACUUAACAUUCACAAAAGUACUCUCACAAAUGCAGGCUUAUACAAAACUCUUGAAGAAGAUCCUAACAAAGAAGAGAAAAAUAGAGGAGACCUCAGUGGUCAAGCUCAAAGAGCAUUGCAGCGCAAUGCUGCAAAAAAAACUCCCACAAAUGUGUGGAGAUCCAGGGAAUUUUACUAUAGCUUGCUGUUGA
Messenger RNA from Nicotiana attenuata, 648 nucleotides. RefSeq lists its product as uncharacterized. The record is from RefSeq and is a predicted model, not a curated record. NCBI's taxonomy places the organism in Eukaryota, Viridiplantae, Streptophyta, Magnoliopsida, Solanales, Solanaceae. The transcript has 2 exons. The coding region runs from base 1 to 648 and encodes 215 amino acids.